AUGUCACUCCAUUUUGCAAGUAGGGAAGACUUGUUCAUUUUUCAGAAUCCAGUCGUGUAUGCGCAUACCGAUUGCGGGUACUGUCAUGGAUCUAAACCUGACAAAAAGUACGGGUUCUCUCUGGAGUCGUUCAGAUCACACCGAUCCAGAUUGAUCUCUGUGGAUUAUCCCCGAUCUGUUACCAUUGGAGUUCCAAUUUCGGUCAUAUCUUGUGAGAGAUACGAAAGAUUCUUGAAUCUCGGGUAUAGGCGAAGUGGGACCUUUUUGUACAAGAUGGAUGCACUGAGAGGUUGUUGUCGCAUGUACCCCAUCAGAACCAAUCUGGAUAGGAUAAAGCUGAACAAAGAUCACAGACAUACUGUUAACAGGUUUACGAAACGCGUCUUAGGAACUGAGAUUGCUACUAAACAUAAUCGGCCUUUUAGUCUGGACGGACUAAUUGAGGCUGAAUCAGAAUGUUCCGCUUCCAGGUUCCACACAAUCAUCGAGCCUGCAGAUUUCUCCGAGGAAAAGUUCAAAUUGUAUUGCAAAUACCAAAUUCAGGUCCACAAAGAUAAAGAAUCGGAUCUCAGUACCAAGUCGUUUACAAGAUUCUUGUGCAAAGCUCCCUUUAGAACCGAGAACAUCGAUUACGUCGCUCUGAACAAUUGGAGAAAAGGAGGAAAUAUUGACCAAUUACGGAAGAUGAAGGGCGCAAUUCACGAAUGUUACUAUAUCGACGAUCAGCUGGUUGCAGUGGCAGUGUUAGAUCUGCUUCCAAAUAGCGUAUCGUCAGUAUACUUCAUAUGGGAUCCGGCAUAUGCAUCGUUAGGCCUGGGAACCCUCAGUGCUCUGAGGGAAGCGCUCUUCACCCAAAGAUGUGGAAAACAGUGGUAUAUGAUGGGCUAUUACAUAGCAGACUGUGUCAAGAUGAAGUAUAAGGGCAAGUUUGGAGGUGAAAUCUGGGACCAAUGCAGUAGCCAAUGGGUGGAAUUGGCAAAGGUAAACCAUCUGAUAGAUGAUGGGCGAUUGUGCGUUUUUUUCAGCCCCGAGAAGGAGAUUCCCUCCAGAGAGCUACCGAUGAAGCCGUCAACUGCAUCUCAUGAAGCCAAGUAUUAUGAUAUCGCCGAGACCAUAUACAGUACGAAUGGCGUGGCAUACAAAGACGCACUGCGCGUUCUCGAAACUUUGGGCGAGAUCAACGGCUUGGAAGACUAUUUUGAAGAGAAUGAAUUCAAUCUCUUUGACCAGAAGGUGGUGAGUGAAGUGUACUCGAGUGACGUGCUACCACGAGUCUGUCCCGGGCUAACUCCCUUAUGGCAAAUCAAAGAGCUGAUAGAUUCCAAAGCUUUGGAAAACAUCGAGGAUUGUCAGCGGAACCCAUUCGUUCAACCAGGAUUGAGCCUCUCCAAGUGUAACCCCGAUGAAACGAAACAGGUAGUUGAUUUCGUCCGGCUAUUUGGAAUCGACGAACUCAAAGACAUACUAUUUGUAUAA
Messenger RNA from Kuraishia capsulata CBS 1993, 1476 nucleotides. RefSeq lists its product as uncharacterized. The transcript is spliced from 2 exons. Gene Ontology annotation, molecular function: arginyl-tRNA--protein transferase activity. Lineage: Eukaryota; Fungi; Ascomycota; Pichiomycetes; Pichiales; Pichiaceae. Gene Ontology annotation, cellular component: cytoplasm. The record is from RefSeq and is a predicted model, not a curated record. The coding region runs from base 1 to 1476 and encodes 491 amino acids. Gene Ontology annotation, biological process: protein arginylation.